UCAUUCCCAUUUGGCUACUGUAGCUGUAGUUUAUAGAACCACCCAAAGGUUCACAAACCCUAGUCUUUCUUUCUCUCCCUGACUGAAGCUCCUACGCCAUGGCUUCCCGAAGAAUUUUAUCCUCUCUGCUCCGAUCGUCCACUCGGCGAUCGUCUUCCAGAUCGGCCCUCUCGAGCCCUAGCCCUAGACUUGCGUCCCCAGCACCCCCAAGCCGCGCGUCUCCGUACGGCUAUCUCCUCUCGCGCGUGGCGGAAUACUCGACCUCGGCGGCUGCGGCCGCUCCACCUUCCCCACCGGCUCCACCGAAGGACGCCGGUAAGGGAGGGAAGAUCACCGACGAGUUCACCGGAGCCGGCGCGAUCGGGCAGGUGUGCCAGGUGAUCGGUGCUGUUGUGGACGUGAGGUUCCAGGAGGGGCUGCCGCCGAUCCUAACAGCGCUGGAGGUUCUCGACAACUCGAUCCGGCUGGUGCUGGAAGUGGCGCAGCACUUGGGGGAGAACAUGGUUCGUACUAUCGCUAUGGACGGUACGGAAGGAUUGGUCCGAGGGCAGCGAGUGCUCAACACCGGUUCUCCUAUUACUGUGCCUGUUGGUAGAGCUACACUUGGCCGUAUCAUGAAUGUUAUUGGGGAGCCCAUUGACGAGAGGGGUGAAAUCAAAACUGAUCACUAUUUGCCAAUCCAUAGAGAAGCUCCAUCAUUUGUUGAGCAGGCAACUGAACAAGAAAUCCUUGUUACGGGAAUUAAGGUUGUUGAUCUUCUUGCACCAUACCAAAGGGGUGGUAAGAUUGGUCUGUUUGGUGGUGCUGGUGUAGGAAAAACUGUGCUUAUCAUGGAACUUAUCAACAAUGUUGCAAAAGCUCAUGGUGGUUUCUCUGUGUUUGCGGGUGUUGGAGAACGCACUCGAGAGGGUAAUGACUUGUACAGGGAAAUGAUGGAGAGUGGUGUCAUUAAGCUGGGUGAAAAGCAGGCUGAAAGUAAAUGUGCUCUUGUAUAUGGUCAAAUGAAUGAGCCCCCUGGUGCUCGUGCUCGUGUUGGUCUCACUGGUCUGACUGUGGCUGAACACUUCCGUGAUGCUGAGGGUCAGGAUGUGCUCCUAUUUAUUGACAACAUUUUCCGCUUUACCCAAGCUAACUCUGAGGUGUCUGCUUUGCUUGGACGUAUUCCAUCUGCUGUUGGUUACCAGCCAACUCUGGCAACUGAUCUUGGAGGCCUUCAAGAGCGUAUUACAACUACCAAGAAAGGUUCCAUUACCUCUGUGCAAGCUAUUUAUGUGCCUGCUGAUGACUUGACAGAUCCUGCUCCUGCCACAACCUUUGCUCACUUGGAUGCAACAACUGUGUUGUCUCGACAGAUUUCUGAGCUUGGUAUCUAUCCUGCCGUCGAUCCUUUAGAUUCUACAUCUCGAAUGCUUUCCCCGCACAUUUUGGGUGAGGAACACUACAAUACUGCUCGUGGGGUACAAAAGGUUCUCCAGAACUACAAAAAUCUGCAAGAUAUUAUUGCUAUUUUGGGAAUGGAUGAGCUCAGUGAAGAUGACAAGCUGACCGUUGCUCGUGCACGUAAAAUUCAGAGGUUUUUGAGCCAGCCUUUUCAUGUUGCAGAAGUGUUCACUGGUGCUCCUGGCAAGUACGUGGAAUUAAAAGAGAGUAUUACUAGCUUCCAGGGAGUAUUGGAUGGAAAAUACGACGACCUUUCAGAACAGUCGUUUUACAUGGUUGGAGGUAUUGAUGAAGUCAUUGCUAAGGCAGAGAAGAUUGCCAAGGAAUCUGCAUCUUAGACAAAUCUCUUCCCUUCCCUCAAGUAUCCUUGUUGCCUUGUCUUGAUAAUUGCGAAAUCCAAUAAUUUAGGAGGUGCUGGCAGUGCCAGGCAAUGGGAUUGUUCAUUUUUUGAGAUCGAAUGUAUCAGGAUUUUUCCAUUUCUGUUUUUAAUCAUAUUAUUGUAGAGUGUGAAAGAGAAAUGGAGCCGACAGUCUGCCCCUUUUUUCUUGGUGUUUAAAAUAACGGGGAAAAGAAAGCGGACAUGUAUAUUUUUACCUUUUGUGUGUUGGAAACAUUGAAAUCUGUCGAUUA
Molecule: messenger RNA, 2070 nt
Organism: Juglans microcarpa x Juglans regia
Lineage: Eukaryota; Viridiplantae; Streptophyta; Magnoliopsida; Fagales; Juglandaceae
Product: ATP synthase subunit beta, mitochondrial-like
Exons: 9
Coding region: 99-1778 (559 amino acids)
Biological process (GO): proton transmembrane transport; proton motive force-driven mitochondrial ATP synthesis
Molecular function (GO): ATP hydrolysis activity; proton-transporting ATP synthase activity, rotational mechanism; ATP binding
Source: RefSeq, a predicted model, not a curated record